AUGGCUUCCCUCCGCCCACUCCGAACCCAUCCCCUCCCAAAAACCUUCUUCACCGCCUCCGCCCGCAGUCUCGCCACCGUUUCCCCCACCUCCAGCUCCACCAGCAAAAAUGACACCGGCACAGCCAUCGUCCUCCUCAACAUGGGCGGCCCCAGCACGAUCCCCGAAGUGUCCACCUUCCUGUCACGUCUCUUCGCCGACGCGGACCUGAUCCCGCUCGGCCCGCUCCAGAAAUACCUCGGCCCGCUGAUCGCCCGUCGACGCACCCCCAAAAUCGAAGCUCAAUACACCGUGAUUGGCGGGGGCUCUCCGAUCCGUCGCUGGAGCGAAAUCCAAGCGCAGGGAGCAUGCAAGAUCCUCGAUCUUAGCCACCCAGCCACGGCGCCGCACAAGCCCUACGUAGCGUUCCGGUAUGCGGACCCGAUUACGGAGGACACGUUCCUGGCGAUGAAGCGGGACGGAGUGAGGCGGGCGGUGGCAUUCACGCAGUAUCCGCAAUACAGCUGCUCCACCACCGGGAGCAGUCUCAACGAGCUGUGGCGCCUGGCGAAGAAAUACGAUCCCGAGGGUCAGAUCGAGUGGUCGGUGAUCGACCGCUGGCCUACGCACCCGGGACUGGUGAGCGUGGUGGCACGGCACGUCGAGGAGAAGCUGGCGACUUACCCCGCCGACCGCCGGGAUAACGUGGUGUUGCUGUUUUCUGCGCAUUCGCUGCCGAUGAGUGUUGUUAACCGCGGAGACCCAUACCCGGCGGAAGUCGCGGCGACGGUGCAUGCGGUGAUGGAGAAGCUGGGGUUCAAGAACGCACAUCGGCUGGUGUGGCAGAGUCAGGUCGGGCCGAGUCCGUGGUUGGGCGCACAGACUAGUAAUACGGUGGAGAGUUAUGUCAAGAAGGGACAGACGGAUCUGUUGUUGAUCCCGAUUGCGUUCACGAGUGAUCACAUCGAGACUCUGCAUGAGCUGGACUUGGAGAUCAUUGAGGAGACGGGCCAGGAGGGCAUCAAGCGUGCCGAGAGCUUGAAUGGCGAUCCAGAGUUUAUUCAGGCACUCGCGGAUAUUGCGAAGUCGCACCUGGAAGGGACCCAGAGGAGCUCGAAGCAGAUGGCGUUGAGGUGUCCGAUGUGUGUCUCUGCCCGAUGUGAGGCACAGAAGAAUUUCUUUGCUACGGGGAAGCAUCCGGAAUAG
This is a messenger RNA of Tricharina praecox, 1185 nucleotides long. RefSeq lists its product as uncharacterized. The transcript has 2 exons. The record is from RefSeq and is a predicted model, not a curated record. Bases 1 to 1185 code for a protein of 394 amino acids. Gene Ontology annotation, biological process: heme biosynthetic process. Gene Ontology annotation, molecular function: protoporphyrin ferrochelatase activity. NCBI's taxonomy places the organism in Eukaryota, Fungi, Ascomycota, Pezizomycetes, Pezizales, Pyronemataceae.